Messenger RNA from Toxotes jaculatrix (banded archerfish), 1175 nucleotides. It is a transcript of the gene dck, whose product is annotated as deoxycytidine kinase. Lineage: Eukaryota; Metazoa; Chordata; Actinopteri; Toxotidae. Gene Ontology annotation, cellular component: cytoplasm; mitochondrion. Gene Ontology annotation, molecular function: ATP binding; deoxycytidine kinase activity. The transcript has 7 exons. The record is from RefSeq and is a predicted model, not a curated record. The coding region runs from base 93 to 908 and encodes 271 amino acids. Gene Ontology annotation, biological process: nucleobase-containing compound metabolic process.
CGUUUGUUGCCGCCAACAACAAAAAGCCUUCUCCUGCAGCAGCUGCAGCAUCCUAUCAAUUAAACACAGAAGGUUUGGUUUAACUGCUAAAAAUGCCUUUUAAUCCAAAGAGACGAUGCCCCGAUUCCAUCGACGACUCGAUGAACGACUCGAUGAACGACUCGAUGGAGAAAAGGAUAAAGCGGAUUUCAGUCGAGGGGAACAUCGCGGCGGGCAAAUCUACGUUUGUGCGCCUUUUGGAGCAGGAGAGCGCGGACUGGGAAGUGGUGCCAGAGCCAAUCGCCAGAUGGUGCAAUGUCCAAACAAAAGGCAGUGACUUUGAGGAGCUGACCGCUUCUCAGAGGAGUGGAGGGAACGUGCUGCAGAUGAUGUAUGAGAAACCGGAGAGGUGGGCCUACACUUUCCAGAGCUACGCCUGUAUCAGCAGGGUGCGGGCCCAGAUCAGGUCAGCCAACGGGAAGCUGCAAGAAGCUGAGAAUCCCGUUCAGUUCUUUGAGCGCUCCAUCUACAGUGACAGGUACAUCUUUGCAUCCAACCUCUAUGAGAGCGGGUGCCUGAAUGACACUGAAUGGUCUGUAUACCAGGACUGGCACGGCUGGCUGCACAGCCAGUUUGGCAAGCACAUCGAGCUGGAUGGUAUCAUCUACCUCAGAGCAUCACCUGAGAAAUGUUUAGAGAGAUUGCACCUGAGGGGCAGGGAAGAAGAGCAAGACAUCCCUCUGGAGUAUCUAGAGAGGCUCCACUUUAAGCAUGAGAGCUGGCUGCAGCACAAGACCAUGACUCUGGAGUUUGAGUACCUCAGUGAUGUGCCAGUCCUGACCAUAGAUGUGAAUGAAGACUUUAAGGGAAAUAGUACCAAGAACACUGACAUGAUUGAGAAGGUGAAAGAGUUCUUGAGCACGUUGUAGAGAUGGAAAAUAUAGAUGGUGUCCACAGGAAGACGAAGUGGUGGACGCAGUAUCACUUUUAAAACAAUGAAAUGCCUCAACAGUGCCAAUUUUUUCCUCUUUUUUUAAUGUACGAUCAUUAAAAACGAUCAGGCGUGUUGCAUUUUAAAAAUAUUUUUAUUGCUGUUUUCUCGUGUAUGUUGUGUAUUUAUCAGUAUUCAUGUGUGCAGAUUAAAAUGGAUGUCCUCUUGUUUUUAACAAAUGAUAAUAAACUUGAAAUAAUUUUGA